CUGCUGCUGCAGCACGAACCCACCAUCGCCACCAUCCUUUCCUGGGUGGCAAACAGGCCGGCCGGCUGGCUGGCAAGCUAGCUGGCCACCAGGCCGCUGGGACAGCCCUUCCUCCUCUUUUAUGACAGUGACAGUGUCCAAGACAGAUCCCUCCAUCGCUGACCUCCACCGUGGUCACUGUCCAGGCCACCAUGUCCCCUGCCAAGAGCAAGGUGGCUGCCUCUCAGCCCCCGCUGGUCUUCACAGCCCACGAGAUGGAGUGCAAGAUCUGCUAUGAGCGUUUUGAUGUCCGGACCCGCCGCCCGAAGCUGCUCAGCUGCCGCCACCGUGUCUGCACCCGGUGCCUGCGGAGGAUGGCGGAUGUGGAGGAGUCCCCUGCCCGCCUCAGCUGCCCUUUCUGCCGCCAGGAGACCCCUGUGCCCGAGAGAGACGUCGGGCGGCUGCUGGAUGAUGGGCAGGUGCUGGCCCUGCUGAGCGGCCGGGAAAGGGCCCGCAGGCCUGGGGGUCCCCCACUGUCCCCUGAAGUGCUCCUGUGCCCCAGCGUCCUGGAGCCCCUGGCGGACGGGCGCCACAGCUCCUCAUCGGACUGCCUGGUCAUCACCCUCCUGGAGAUGCCCGAGGACCUGGCCGCCCCCGAAGGGGUCGGAGUGCUGGAGGUGAUGCGGCUCUACCGGCCGCCGAGCCUGGGCUCCCUACCCUGCUACCUGCCACUGGGCAAGUGCCGGCCUUGUGGCUCGUGCCGUGACCUGCCCCGGUUCCUGCUGGCCGUCCUCUGCCUGGCCUACCUGAGCUCCCUGCCCUUCGGCAUCUACCUCCUCCUAGAGGGGCACCUCAACCUGGGCAUCGUCCUGGUCAGCCUGGUGCCCUCCACCCUCAUCCUCUGCCUCUUCUACAGCCUCUGCCAGUGCCUCUGCCAUGAGAUCUUAGACUUGCCCUCCUGAGGCACAGACUGGCACAGAUUGGGCAUGCGGAGAGCCUGGACCCCCGAGACACAGUGCACCCUCCUGGGCCCCGGGCCAAUGGUUUUACCCCCCACCUGGACCACUUUUGCCUCCAGCUGCCCCCAACGCAAACAGAGGUACCUGGAAGACGUGGUGGUCCCUUGCAAAUGAGAGACCCCUCUGAGGGGUGGCAGAGGAUCAGGACCUGGGUGUUCCAUGAGCCACACAACUUCACACAGACACACCCGGAGUAUUCAGCUGUGGCAACUGUAGAGCUGCUUUUUCAUAUAUGAACAAGGAAUCCACAAUGGAACAACAAGGGACCCCCAAACGCCUGGUUCCUAGCAACCUAUAAGUAAUUAGAGCCAUUUGCCAGGGUCAGCUUAUGUUUUCCUUUGCAAUGGGGGGGCAGUGCAUCAUUCCACAUUUGGAUGCUCACAGAUUUGUGUCUUUGGUGCUACCCGUCUCAUGCGACACAUAACCAGACCCUGAAACCAUGUUCACAGGAAACAAGAGAAGAGUCUCAGGGCAGACAAAGCACAUUUUAGGUGGUUGAAAAGGACAAUUGGCCAAGAAGGGAAGCGCUCUCUCAAUGGCUAGCCGUCACAAAAUGAAACUGACCCUUUGGGUGUCCAGGUGAGGCCUUUGACCUUCCCUGGUCCUCACGCUCUACUUCUCUGGAGGCUUUUGGCUGACCACGGCUGGAGAGAGGAAAGGAGGCCUCAGGGACCCAGCUGGCUCUUUCUUUCCCGGCUGCAGGGCUUCUCUUGUGGGAGAAGAGAAGGAACUCUGCCCAAAUUAAAGAG
Sceloporus undulatus (fence lizard) is the source of this 1747-nucleotide messenger RNA. RefSeq names its product E3 ubiquitin-protein ligase RNF182-like. The transcript has 2 exons. The record is from RefSeq and is a predicted model, not a curated record. NCBI's taxonomy places the organism in Eukaryota, Metazoa, Chordata, Lepidosauria, Squamata, Phrynosomatidae. The coding region runs from base 192 to 941 and encodes 249 amino acids.